GCAGUCAAGGCUGGCUCAAAAAAAGAAUUAUUUAACUUCUUAUCAUCAUCAUUCAUUGCUUAUAAAUACGGAUCUUUCUGUGACAGUUUACAAACAACUGUAUCAUUUGAGUGAAUUUACAUCAACCAAAUUAAUCGAGUGAAUUUCUUUAGAGUUACUUGUGGUUUAACAUUCUCUGGUAACCAUGAAUUUUUGCUUAGUGUUAGUGCUAGCUUUUGUUGCAGUAGUAACCUCUCAGUUGCCUUCAGAUGAAGAAGAAAUGAAUAUGAUGAGAAUGCUGUGUAUUAGUGGUACUGAUGAGAUGUUCAACGGGAUCGACAAUUGUUUCCAACGGUAUGCAUCACAAAGGAAUCUGGAAAUAUCUGUUAUAUGCAAAGAAAGAAUCUUCGGAUCAGCUGAUAAGGAACCUUCCUUCUAUGUAAGGCAAGGUUGCCAGAACAUGACCCUGAUUGAACAGAUGGUGAACGAAGAAGAAGCAGCAAAAUGUUUAGCAGAAGUGUUCCAAAGAUAUCCUCUCAACAUGAAUCCAGAAACAGAAAGUUCUGAAGAAUAAAUACAUUUGUUUUUGUUUCUAAAUUGGUGAUAUUAUAGAUACUUUUAGCACACUGUUUUAUAAAAAAUGUGUUAGUAGUGCUGCAAAAAGAAAAUAAAUUACUAUAGCAUUAAGACCCAAAUAAUGUGUGUAUGUAAUUGUAGAUAAAAUAUUAGAAUGGGUAAAAAUAAAUUUAUUUUUAAAAGCA
This is a messenger RNA of Parasteatoda tepidariorum (common house spider), 740 nucleotides long. RefSeq lists its product as uncharacterized. NCBI's taxonomy places the organism in Eukaryota, Metazoa, Arthropoda, Arachnida, Araneae, Theridiidae. The record is from RefSeq and is a predicted model, not a curated record.